UAACAAGCUCGUCCAGUGGUUGCCGCAUGUUGCAUCAUUGUUUGGUUUCACAAGAGUUUCUCCGGCUCUGCCCCUCCAUUUUCUGCCAGCGCGGAUCAUUGUAAAAAAGAGGUCCAUCCAACAGCUUUUCAGCUUCACCGUCACUACUCCGACAUACUCCUGCUGAACGUGCCUGCACAUCGUCCAGACAACCUAUAUCGCAUCCGGAGUUCUUGUCCUUUUCCGUGACAUCUCGAGUUUCACCGACUUGGACUCGAAUAUCGCUCAAGUUUUCUGCUCGUGGCUCAACUCACUGACCUCGAGCACCUUUAGAAAUCUUUUUCGCCGAAUCCUAAAGCACAUAUCCUGCACAAUGCCGGGCUUUUCGCAAGCCACCGAGCUCAAAGCAUGGCAAGCUCUGGUCGAGCACCACAAUGCCGUCGGCCGCAACAUUGUCCUCAAGGAAUACUUCCAGAAAGACCCUCAACGGUUCGAGAAGUUCAAGCGAGUCUUCAAGAACAACGCAGACAACACUGAAGUCCUGUUCGACUUCUCCAAGAACUUUUUGACUGAAGAAACCCUCGACCUCCUCGUCAACCUCGCCAAAGAGGCCAACCUAGAAGAGCUACGAGAUGCCAUGUUUGCCGGCGAGAAGAUCAACUUCACUGAGAAGCGAGCUGUUUACCACGUUGCCCUACGAAAUGUCACAAACCAGCCCAUGGCCGUUGACGGCAAGAGUGUCGUCGAAGAGACCAACUCCGUCCUGGAACACAUGAAGGAGUUCUCAGAACAAAUCCGAAGCGGUGAAUGGAAGGGAUAUACUGGCAAGAGAUUGACCACCAUCGUCAACAUCGGUAUCGGCGGGUCUGACCUCGGUCCAGUCAUGGUUUCCGAAGCCCUGAAACCAUAUGGCGACAGAGCCAUGAAACUGCAUUUCGUCUCCAACAUCGACGGCACUCAUAUCGCCGAAGCCCUGAAAGACUCCGACCCAGAGACCACCCUCUUCCUGAUCGCUUCCAAGACCUUCACCACGGCCGAGACCACCACCAACGCCACCACAGCCAAGAAAUGGUUCCUACAAUCCGCGUCGGAAUCCGAUGUCGCAAAGCACUUCGUCGCCCUCUCCACCAACUCCGAAGAAGUCUCCAAAUUCGGCAUCGACACCAAGAACAUGUUCGGCUUCGAAAGCUGGGUAGGCGGACGGUACUCCGUCUGGUCCGCCAUCGGCCUGUCCGUGUGCCUGUACAUCGGAUACGAGAACUUCCACCAAUUCCUGGCCGGCGGUCACGCCAUGGACCAGCACUUCAAGAGCACCCCUCUGCACGAGAACAUCCCAGUCAUCGCCGGCCUCCUGAGCGUAUGGUACUCAGACUUCUUCGGCGCCCAGACCCACCUCGUCGCCCCAUUCGACCAGUACAUGCACCGAUUCCCAGCCUACCUCCAGCAAUUGACCAUGGAGUCCAACGGCAAGGCCGUGACCCGCUCAGGCGACUACGUCAAGUACACGACUGGCUCGAUCUUCUUCGGCGAACCCGCCACCAACGCCCAGCACUCGUUCUUCCAGCUGGUGCAUCAAGGCACAAAACUCAUCCCAACGGACUUCAUCAUGGCCGCCAAAUCCCACAACCCCGUCGAAGGAGGCCUGCAUCAGCGCAUGCUGGCGUCCAACUUCCUCGCCCAGGCCGAGGCGCUUAUGGUCGGCAAGACACCUGACGAGGUCAAGGCCGAGGGUGCACCCGACGACCUCGUUGCCCACAAGACCUUCCUCGGUAACCGACCCACAACCAACAUCUUGGCCGAGCAGAUCACACCCGGCACACUUGGUGCUCUGAUCGCAUACUACGAGCACAUGGUCUUCACUGAGGGAGUUAUCUGGAACAUCAACAGCUUCGACCAGUGGGGUGUCGAGCUCGGCAAGGUCCUGGCCAAGAAGAUUCAGAAGGAGCUCGAGACGGACGGCGCUGGUGCCGACCACGACUCUUCGACCGCCGGUCUACUGGCGGCUUUCAAGGAGAAGAAUGGUUUGAAAUAGAUGCUGGAUACGCCAUGUUGAAGUGCUUAAGAGUCGGCCAGAAGGUCGAGCCUGAUACACUUGAGGUGUGCGUGACAUAUGCUGAAUCGGGUCGAGGGAUGUCAAUGUCAGAUUCGAUAUGAGUCUGGGCCCAUGUCAUUUAUGAUGGAGUAACUCCGUACAUGACCAUGAACUUUGGAUGUGAGAUACAACAAAAACAACACGAUUACAAUGCUCAAAUAUUUCAUUGA
This is a messenger RNA of Exophiala viscosa, 2241 nucleotides long. Its product is annotated as glucose-6-phosphate isomerase. The record is from RefSeq and is a predicted model, not a curated record. The coding region runs from base 353 to 2011 and encodes 552 amino acids. Gene Ontology annotation, molecular function: monosaccharide binding; carbohydrate derivative binding; glucose-6-phosphate isomerase activity. Gene Ontology annotation, biological process: gluconeogenesis; glucose 6-phosphate metabolic process; glycolytic process. NCBI's taxonomy places the organism in Eukaryota, Fungi, Ascomycota, Eurotiomycetes, Chaetothyriales, Herpotrichiellaceae. Gene Ontology annotation, cellular component: cytosol. The transcript is spliced from 3 exons.